Messenger RNA from Chinchilla lanigera (long-tailed chinchilla), 2143 nucleotides. RefSeq names its product arrestin domain containing 4 (gene Arrdc4). Gene Ontology annotation, biological process: protein transport. Gene Ontology annotation, molecular function: ubiquitin-like ligase-substrate adaptor activity. Gene Ontology annotation, cellular component: cytoplasm; plasma membrane. The record is from RefSeq and is a predicted model, not a curated record. Lineage: Eukaryota; Metazoa; Chordata; Mammalia; Rodentia; Chinchillidae.
CCCCCCUCGGGAUGGGCGGCGAGGCGGGGUCGCGGGCGGCCGUGGGGUGCGAGGGCCGCGUGAAGAGCCUGGGGCUGGUGUUCGAGGACGAGCGCAAGGGCUGCUACUCCAGCGGCGAGACGGUGGCCGGGCACGUGCUGCUGGAGGCCUGCGAGCCGGUGGCCCUGCGCGCGCUGCGCCUGGAGGCCCAAGGCCGGGCCACCGCCGCCGCCUCGCAGGUGGAGUACCUGAACGUGCGCCUGAGCCUGCGCGAGCCCGAGGCCGGCGAAGGCGUCGUUUUAUUACAGCCUGGAAAACAUGAAUUUCCUUUUCGCUUUCAACUUCCUUCUGAACCUUUGGUGACCUCAUUUACUGGGAAAUAUGGAAGUAUUCAAUACUGUGUGAGGGCAGUUUUAGAACGACCCAAGGUACCCGAUCAGAGUGUAAGACGGGAACUCCAGGUUGUUAGUCAUGUUGAUGUCAACACACCAGCAUUAUUGACUCCUGUAUUGAAAACUCAAGAAAAAAUGGUUGGCUGUUGGUUUUUCACGUCUGGUCCAGUCUCGCUGAGUGCCAAGAUUGAAAGAAAGGGCUACUGUAAUGGAGAAGCUAUACCUAUUUAUGCAGAAAUAGAAAACUGUUCAUCUAGGCUGAUUGUUCCCAAAGCGGCUAUUUUCCAAACCCAGACAUACUUGGCCAGCGGAAAAACAAAGACCUUCCGUCACAUGGUUGCUAACGUGCGAGGAAACCACAUUGCUUCCGGGAGCACCGACAUAUGGAAUGGGAAGACUUUAAAAAUUCCACCUGUCACUCCCUCCAUCCUGGAUUGUUGCAUUAUCAGAGUGGACUAUUCCUUAGCUGUAUACAUUCACAUUCCCGGUGCUAAAAAGCUGAUGCUCGAGCUGCCCUUAGUCAUUGGCACAAUUCCGUAUAAUGGUUUUGGCAGCAGAAACUCCAGCAUUGCCAGCCAGUUCAGCAUGGACAUGAGCUGGCUGACACUGACCCUGCCAGAGCAGCCUGAAGCACCCCCAAAUUACGCGGAUGUGGUGUCAGAGGAAGAAUUCUCCAGACACAUUCCUCCGUACCCUCAGCCCCCAGGCUGUGAAGGAGAAGCAUGCUACCCGAUGCUUGCCUGCAUCCAAGAGUUCCGAUUUCAGCCUCCACCUCUUUACUCAGAGGUUGAUCCACAUCCUAGCGACAUAGAGGAGACCCAGCCUGUUUCCUUCAUUCUCUGAAUGAACAUCCGGAAAUCACUGUGUUCAUCAUCAAACUGGAAUGUUGGUUCUUUCCCCGCUGCCUUUCUGGGGGAGAGUGUGGAAGGAUUAACUUAAGACCAUAAAUGAACAUCAAGACUGAAGACAAUAGAAAUUAAAGAUCGCUAGAACUUUCUAGUGGGCCAAGACAACGGCUGCACAAGUGUCUGUGAGGGCCGUCUGUCGCCGUUGGGAAUGGGAUGACACUGUGACUGGAGGAGGGGAAGCGGAAGUGCUGAUAGAGGUAGAGGAAGUGAGGGAGGCCGGCUGAUCGGCGAGGAGGGAUUCUGUGGAGUGGAGGCCAGAGCAAGGAAGCCUCUCAGAAGGCUUUGCAAAGAGAAGCAAAUGUGUUCGGAACUUAAGGCAAUGUGGAUUCAAUAGGCAGACUUGGUUUCGAGCGUGUAGCCGUGCAGACACGUGCCCGAAAGUGGCCUACCCUAAAUACUCAGUGAGAUCUUCAGGUUCCAGGGUCUUCAUGAUUUCCUGUCCUUCUACCAGAUCGAGGAUCAAGGUCCUGGCAACGUUCCCCUUCUUGAGAUCAUGGUCACAUAAGGUCCUAAACAGGUAAUACAGUUUCCACUCUUUCUGUAGUAGGUUCAAAUACACUUUUCUAAAUUGGCUAUCCAGUAUUAGGAAACUGGCAAAGGCUUCCUUGGAAAGCUUGCCACUUUAAAUGGGAAAGAUAAAUUGUAAUGUGGAAAUGUGUCUUGUUGAAAGCUGUACUUUUUGCAACCUCGAAGUACUUAAACAGGAUAUAUGUUCGUUUGUCCUCAUAUGUUAAUUUUCUAAGGGCACAAGAGAAAGAGGCGGGAAGAGAAGGUCACAUCUUUAGGAUGCCUUGAUAACCACACAGUCACAAAAAGGCAUUAUCUUAACCUACCUCUAGUGGGGUUAUCAGAUAGCUUUUCCAA